UUCACCUUCAUACGAACGACCUCCAUUCAUCCUUCACCGUUAGAAAAAUACUACAUUUAUUACCAUUUUUAAUAUCUUGAAAUAUAAGUCAUCCAAAAACUUUUUUAUAAGCACUGGAGUGCCAUUUAAUUAUAAAUUAAUAUUAGAAUAGAAUUUUUAAAUUGAAAAUGGCAUUAAAAUCACCGGUGGUGUUUGGGUUAGUCGGUCGCAUAUCGCGCCGCUGUUUUUCGACUUCUAAAGCCGUAUCCUCCAAACCGGUGACAGUGCGAGAUGCCUUGAACCAGGCCAUCGACGAGGAGAUGGAACGAGACGAGAAGGUAUUCGUUAUGGGUGAAGAAGUUGCCCAAUAUGAUGGUGCUUACAAAGUGACAAGGGGUCUCUGGAAGAAAUAUGGUGACAAGAGAGUAAUAGACACACCCAUCACAGAGGCAGGCUUUGCAGGAUUAGCUGUGGGCGCUGCGUUUGCGGGCCUCAGGCCUAUUUGCGAAUUCAUGACCUUCAACUUCUCUAUGCAGGCUAUUGACCAUGUAAUAAACUCAGCAGCAAAGACAUUCUACAUGUCAGCGGGCACUGUUCCCGUGCCAAUUGUGUUCCGUGGUCCCAACGGGGCCGCCGCCGGCGUCGCCGCGCAGCACUCGCAGUGCUUCGGCGCCUGGUACAUGCACUGUCCGGGUCUGAAGGUGCUCAUGCCGUACACCGCCGAAGAUGCUAAAGGUCUACUAAAGGCAGCCAUCAGGGAUCCAGACCCAGUGGUAGUGUUAGAGAAUGAAAUGCUGUAUGGUGUCCCAUUCCCCAUGUCCGACGAGGCACUGUCAAAAGACUUUGUACUACCAAUAGGUAAAGCGAAGAUCGAGCGUCCAGGGCAACACGUGACUGUGGUAUGCGCAGGUCGCGCCACGGAGACAGCGCUGCAGGCCGCCAACGAACUCGCAGGCAAAGGUAUCGAAUGUGAGGUGAUAAACCUGCGGUCUCUGAGGCCCUUGGACUUCGACACUAUCGCGCAGUCCGUCGCCAAGACACAUCACCUGAUCACCGUCGAACAGGGCUGGCCCAAUUGUGGCGUGGGCGCUGAGAUCUGUGCUCGCGUGAUGGAGUCUGCGUCGUUCUUCGAGCUGGACGCGCCCGCGUGGCGCGUGACGGGCGCCGACGUGCCGAUGCCGUACGCGCUGCGGCUCGAGGGGCUGGCGCUGCCGCAGCACGGCGACGUCGUCCGCGCCGCCGCCGCCGUGCUCGGCAACAGAAUAAGCGAGGCGGUGAACUAGUGACGCCAGGACGUAUCAAUCGCCAGGGUUGCCUACACCUCGCUGUGCUAGUUGAACAUUGUACAUAAUUCCAUUAUAUUUAUUUGCCGCUGUGUUACUCCGCGGAGGACUGUUAUUGUAACCAUGUGAUAUUCGGAUGAGAUUGUGUGAGCGCACGAUACGAACAAUAUUUAUUUACAUGUUUAAAAUAAAUUUGUUAGUAAUUUU
Messenger RNA from Galleria mellonella (greater wax moth), 1469 nucleotides. RefSeq names its product pyruvate dehydrogenase E1 component subunit beta, mitochondrial (gene Pdhb). The coding region runs from base 168 to 1262 and encodes 364 amino acids. The record is from RefSeq and is a predicted model, not a curated record. Lineage: Eukaryota; Metazoa; Arthropoda; Insecta; Lepidoptera; Pyralidae. The transcript has 8 exons. Gene Ontology annotation, molecular function: pyruvate dehydrogenase (acetyl-transferring) activity. Gene Ontology annotation, biological process: pyruvate decarboxylation to acetyl-CoA.